AUGGCUCCACCCACUCCAAAGUUCUCAAAAGGCGAGGUCUGUGUGUGCGUCUCCAAAGGCACCCCCUACAAAUCCAAAGUGAUCAAUAUCACCCAGAAGAAAGGUGUCGAGUGCUAUAUUGUCCAUUUUGAUGGCUGGAAUUCGAGAUACGACGUGGCAGUCAAAGUUGGGAGCGAAGAUGGAGAGCUAUUCAAGGGUACUGUAGAGGAGUACCAGGCAAAAAUGGGCGGAUCCACGCCGAAAGCAGCUACUCCAAAGGCCAAAGCCACUCCAAAGGCUGCCCCAAGGGCUAAGACACCAACUGUGACCGCAAAACCCGCGGCCGCGGUCGCGGCCAAGACUCCAAAGACGCCAGUUGCGCCAACAAAGACGCCAGCAGCUGCCUCAACCUCGGCCAAAAAGACUCCAGUGGCAAAAGUUUCAAAAUCAACGCCGAUCUCCAAGAAGAAGGCUGCUCCUUCCGCCAAAAAAGUUGCCCCCAAGAAGGCUGAACAAUCUCAAGAAUCUGAGGAAUCGGAAGCUGAAGAUGAGGAGCCAAUGGAGGUGGAUGAGUCAGAAGAGGAGCCCAAAGAAGAGCCCAAGCCCAAAUUCCAGGCUCCAGAGCCCCCGAAGAAGGUCCACACGUCCCAGAAGGCGGCUCAAGAGGCCACUAAGCCUGUCCUGCUGCCACGUCAUCAGUCACUUCCCACCCAAGCGGUCACAUCGGAAGAAAUCGAGAUUCCGAUCCCUCAACGUCUUAGCAAAUGCCUUGGUGAGGACUACACGAUCAUUGGAUAUGGAUAUGAGGCACGUUUGCCGGUCGACACAACGAUUGAUAAGAUUUUGGAGGAUUACAUCAGCCAAGUGUGCUCACCGGGAUACGAUGAGAAGAGCGAAAAGUGGAAUGAAAUUGUUGUGUCGUCCAAGGAGAAUUACAGUGAGGCGAAGCUUCCAGAAGCGGUUUUUGUCCUUGCCGCUCGCUCGAUUCAGGACUAUUUCAAUGCUCACAUCUGCUCCUUGUUCUACGCUAGCGAACGCGUCCAAUACCGAAAAUUGCUCAUCGCGGAGUGCAAACGUCUCGGAAUCACCGACACUGACGAUUUGCACCGUUUGCACGAGUUGGGCUUCCGCCCGUCCGCCCACUAUGGCUUUGUCCAUCUCCUUCGUGUCUUCCCGGUGCUUCCACAGUACAUGGCGCAACAAGAGUGGAAUGAUCACAUGAUCAAUCUUCUUCUCGCUGGAUUCAAGAAGUUCAUCAAAUACCUGGAGGCCAACGUCGACCAGUACUACAAGCGUCGAGAGGACUACGUGAUCCCGAACCACUCGGAAAAGGAGGCCGAGGAGUGCAUGGACUGGUUGGCCCGAAGCGUUGACCAAGUUGAAGUAAAAGUUGAAGUCAAAAGCGAAUGA
Caenorhabditis briggsae is the source of this 1389-nucleotide messenger RNA. Gene Ontology annotation, biological process: regulation of DNA-templated transcription; chromatin organization. The coding region runs from base 1 to 1389 and encodes 462 amino acids. Gene Ontology annotation, cellular component: nucleus; NuA4 histone acetyltransferase complex. Lineage: Eukaryota; Metazoa; Nematoda; Chromadorea; Rhabditida; Rhabditidae. The transcript is spliced from 4 exons. The record is from RefSeq and is a predicted model, not a curated record.